GGGAUCGCGACCGGCGAUCGCGAUCGGGAUCGGGGGUCGCGACAGACACACACUCCCCGCCCCACACCCCCCCCCCACCGCUACCAUGUCGACCGAAAACACCGCGCCGGCCGAGGACGGGCAGGAGCUGAAGAGUGUGGUGAGCCGGGUGGCCGGCCUGGCCCUGGUGAGCUCUGCCUGCGGCGCCGUCUCCACCGCCUACGCCUCCACCAAGGAGAGCCACCCCUACGUCAAGUCCGUCUGCGACGCCGCCGAAAAGGGGGUGAAGACGCUGACGGCGGCGGCGGUGAGCGGGGCCCAGCCCAUCCUCACCAAGCUGGAGCCGCAGAUUUCCACCGCCAACGAAUACGCCUGCAAAGGGCUGGAGAAGCUGGAGGAGAAGCUGCCCAUCCUGCAGCAGCCCACGGAGAGGGUGGUGGCAGGGACCAGGGAGCUGGUGUCGUCCACCGUGAGCGGGGCGGUGGGCCUGGCCCGCGGUGCGGUGCAGGGCGGCGUGGAGAGGACGCGCUCGGCGCUGAGCACCGGUGUCAGCACCGUGGUGGGCUCCGGCGUGGGCCGGCUGCUGGCCACGGGGGUGGACACCGUGCUGGGGAAGUCAGAGGAGCUGGUGGAGCGAUACUUGCCCGGGACGGACGAGGAGCUGGCGGCGGCGGGUGUUGAGGCGGCCUCACCGGAGCUGCGGAGGCGACGGCAGAGCUACUUCGUCCGCGUGGGCUCGCUCUCGGCCAAGCUGCGGCACCGAGCCCUGCGGCACUCGCUGGGUGAGCUGCAGCGGGCACGGCACAGCGCCCAGCGGGUCCUGGCCCAGCUCCACCGCAUCUUCGAGUUGAUCGAGCAGGGGUGGCAGGGCAUGGACGGGCCCCUGUACGGCACUCAGCAGCGUCUCCACCGCAUGUGGCUGGAGUGGAGCCGGCAGGACGCUGUGCCCAUGGAGGAGAGCGAGGUGGAGACGCGGACGCUGGCCAUGCUGCGCGGGCUCCUGCGCCAGCUCCACGCCGCCUGCGCCCGCCUGGCUGCCAGCACCCGGGCUUUACCCAGCAGCGUGCAGGAGACGGCGGGACACGUCCGGCACGGCGUAGAGGGCGUGCAGGCUUCCCUCUCCCGUGCGUGCUCCUUCCACGACCUGUCAGGUCUGGUGCUGGAGCAGAGCCGGGAGACGAUGACGCGGGCGCAGUUGAGCAUCGACGACCUGCUGGAAUACGUGGGGCAGCACGCACCCCUGCCCUGGCUGGUGGGACCCUUCGCCCCCGUCCUGGUGGAGUACCCGGAGGAUGCCCCCACGGACAUGGCCAAGUGGGAGGGUUGCAUCACCAUGGGGGAGACGCACCAGGUCCCCGCUUCCCCGCAGCUCUGCAGCCAGCGCUGAGCCACCGGGCCCACCAAACUGGGGGAGCGCCCACCCGCCCGCAGCAGCGAGCCCUAUUCCUGCCGGGGACGAGGUGACGAUGGACUCUGUGACCUGGCGUGGGACCCCCGAUGCUGCAGCGGGGGACGCGUUCGGGGAGGGAGGGGACGGCAGCAUGCGGAGGACGCGGUGUGUGCCCAGCCCUGCGGGGUCCGGGGCUCCCCGUGGUGUCCCCGAGCCUGGGGAGCGGUGGGAUUUCUUGUCGUAGCAGCUUUAAAGAGGAAGAAACCCAA
Messenger RNA from Grus americana (Whooping crane), 1638 nucleotides. RefSeq names its product perilipin-3-like. Gene Ontology annotation, biological process: lipid storage; positive regulation of triglyceride storage. Bases 86 to 1366 code for a protein of 426 amino acids. The record is from RefSeq and is a predicted model, not a curated record. Lineage: Eukaryota; Metazoa; Chordata; Aves; Gruiformes; Gruidae. The transcript has 8 exons. Gene Ontology annotation, cellular component: lipid droplet; cytosol.